GCGAAACGGAUCGGCGCGCAUGCGCAGUUCGAAAUACCUUUCUCUUCGACCAAACGUUUCCCUUCUCUUUUCGCUCUCGGCCACUUCUCUCACUUCCCAUAUGUGUCGUGUGCUGUAUCGUUCAUAGAUUUCUACUCCUCAUAUUUCUCGCUUAUCCUUCGCAAUCUAAUUGGAUUGUUUCUCUCUCUUUUGAUUAGUUUUAAAGAAUGAAUCGAAUUUGCAAUAGCUUAAAACGUUGAUAAUUUGAACUGAUCGUAGCUUUCUCAUUUGCCGGCAGUGUUAAAGUUGUGCUCUGAAAAACGUGGUUCAAGCCAGAGUUUAAAAAAGUGUAGGUGCGCGCAAUAAAUAUAUACUUUGCUUAUUCUGUUUGUACUGAUACAAGCAAGCUAAUCCGACUACAGAUACUCCUCAAUCGAUGGGUAAAACAAGAGAAUUUUUCAAGGCGCUGGUGAGAAGGAAACCUGUACAGGUCAGCCUAGAAGAAACAAAAUUAAAUCGUUGUUUGUCAACAUUGGAUCUUACUGCUCUUGGCAUUGGCAGUACUUUGGGCUUAGGAAUAUAUGUUCUUGCUGGUCAAGUAGCUAGUGUAAAAGCUGGGCCUGCUGUUAUUGUAUCAUUUUUUAUUGCUGCUGUAGCAUCUGUUUUUGCAGGUUUAUGUUAUGCGGAAUUUGGAGCUAGAGUACCCAGAGCUGGCUCUGCUUAUGUAUAUAGUUAUGUGACUGUUGGAGAAUUAAUGGCUUUUAUCAUCGGAUGGAAUCUCAUAUUGGAAUAUGUGAUAGGGACAGCUUCAGUUGCCAGAGGUUAUAGUGGUUACAUAGAUUCUCUUUUUAAUGGUACAAUGCAAAGGCGUUUACAAGAAGUCAUGCCUAUGAAUAUUCAGCAUAUUUCAGAGUAUCCAGAUUUCUUAGCUUUUGGGAUUACAUUAUUUUUAGCAUUGUUGCUUUGCUUUGGAGUGAAAGAAUCCUCACGCUUCAAUAACCUCUUUACUGUGUUGAACCUGGGUGUUGUUGUUUUUGCAAUUAUUGCUGGAUCCAUCAAGUCUGACCCAGCGAACUGGAAACUACCACAAUCAGAGGUACCAGAGGGUGCUGGAGUUGGAGGGUUUUUACCUUUUGGUGUAUCUGGUAUGAUGUCAGGAGCUGCAACUUGUUUUUAUGGUUUUAUUGGAUUUGACUGCAUAGCUACAACAGGGGAGGAAGUUAAAAAUCCUCAGAAAUCAAUCCCAAUUAGUAUUGUUCUAUCACUUCUAUUUGUCUUCCUUGCCUAUUUUGGGGUAUCCACUGUGCAGACAUUGAUGGUGCCAUAUUACCUCCAAGACAACCCUGCUCCUUUACCAUUUGUGUUUGAACAUGUUGGAUGGACAGCCUGCAAAUGGGUCAUUUCUAUUGGAGCAUUGGCUGGCCUUUCCACCAGCUUGUUAGGAGCUAUAUUCCCUCUUCCCCGAGUGUUAUAUGCUAUGGGUUCUGAUGGAAUAAUUUUCCGCUUUUUGGCAAAAGUAGAUCCUCGAUUCCAGACACCUCUCAUUGCAACUGCUGUUUCAGGAGUUUUUGCUGGAGCCAUGGCUAUGAUGUUCAAUGUUCAUGAACUGGCUGAUAUGAUGUCAAUUGGAACUCUUCUGGCAUAUUCUCUAGUUGCAGUCUCAGUGACUAUUUUAAGGUACAGGUGUAUGGAUCCAAUCGAACCAUCACCAAGAAGUAAUGCCAGAUAUUCAUCUAUUGCUCAGAGCCCAGAGAAGCGACUCAAUGAUAAUGACACAAAUGGAAAACCAAGCUUAGCAGAUGCUUUACAAGUUCCUAUUGUUAAGAUAACAUACAAUACAAUAUUACGACAAUUAUUGAAUAUUGAUGGAUUGGAGAAACCAACAGCUUUAUCAAGCAGAAUUAGUGUUUGGCUGAUUGGAAUAACUGGUGUAUUGAUUAUUGCUAUGGAUGGCCAACUAGCUUUGAAUGAAGAAGGUUUGAAAAAUAAAGAUUUCACAUCCCUUCUGUGUCUAAUUGUGGUCAUUGCUCUAAUUCUUUUGUGUCUAUUGAUGCUGCAGAGACAACCUUCUGAAAAUGCCAAAUUAUCUUUUAAAGUCCCUUUGGUUCCUUACAUUCCUAUGCUGAGUGUUGCCAUUAAUACCUACUUAAUGUUCAAAUUAUCAGUUCUGACAUGGCAGAGAUUUGGGGUUUGGAUGGCAAUAGGAUUUGCUGUAUAUUUCUUCUAUGGCUUAUGGAACAGUUCUGAGCGCUAUAAGCAUCGUAAUGGUACAGCUGCUGUUUAUGCUGUAGAUAAUGGUGAUGCUCAACUAGUGGAGUGUAAAGGCAUGCUGAAUUCCAGCCCUCUGCAUAAAGGUAAAGCUAGUGUUGAGAGCAACAUGUCUGAUAUGUUGUCCAGUAUCCACUCAGAGGCCAAAUUAAUUUCGGACCAUCCCUCUAAUGGGACAGUUUAAAAACUUGUACAAAUGAACUUUUCAUCAUUAUAAUGGACUUUCAACGUAAAGGCAUGAUUGCAAAAUCAUUGUGUUGGAAUCUUCAAGUGAUCAUUUUAAUUCUUCCCAGUGAAAAUUUUGUGAAAAGAACUUUUAUGUUGAGUGUUAUAUAUUCAUUUAGAACUCUAUUUAAGUUAAACAAAUGUUUUCAAAAAUUUUACAUUAAAAUUCAAUUUUGCAUUAAAUGAUAAUUUUUACUAUUAAAAUAGGGAAUUGUAUGUAAUUAAUAAUUUGCAUUUAUAAAUUAAUUUUCUAAUUUUGUUUAUAAAAUGUUAAUUUAAUAUUCAUAGACUGUUACCUCAAAAUUUUAUCCAUGUUUUGAACAUAGUUUUGAAACUAUCAUAUUAUUAAUAUUUGUUUAAUAAUGGUUGAUGGUUGAAUAAUAUGGUUGAUGCAAUAAUGAAUUAUUCUUUAGCUUAAUGAAUUAACACUAAAACAACACUAAACACUAAAACAACUGCAACUUUUUUAUUAUAUUUUAAAAGUUAAAGCUUACAUCUGUAAUUACUUAUUUAUAACUUUUUUUAAAUUCAUUGUGUUAGCAUAUCCAGGUCAUAUAAAACCAUACAAUUAUCUAUAAAAAUUGAUUGAAUCUUUCUUUGUUUUUUAAAUAGUCAAAAGCUGUUUUUAGUAAAUGUUAGAUAGUAUUUAAUAAAACAGUUAUUUUUACUUUUUGUAUCAUGUUUAUAACUCUUUGUACUAAGCUUUGUGCUUUAAAAAAAACUAUAGAGGAUUUCAGUUAUGAUAUAAUUUAUAAUUGUAUCAAUUAAAGUUACUUAUACUGUGCAGUUUUAAAUUUAAAAUAUUUUCAAGGAAAAUAUUAAUUUGAAAAAAAAAGUGAGUAAAUUAUUAGGAUGCCAAAUAACUUUAAAUGCUGUCACUAAGACAUUAACAUAAAAUAUUUAUCAUUUAAAUGCAGUGUUCAUGUGAAUUAACCAUAGUGUGAAAUUAGCAUGGUUAGAUAUAUUAGAUAUAUAUUACAAAAUAUCAAAAUGAGACUUCAAAAUAACAAGCCAAAUGAAAUCAACCAGAAUACUGGUUUAAGUAAAAUAUUUUGAAAUAUUUUUAUAUAAAAUGAUCUUGAGAAUUAUAUGAAAUGUAAUCUUUAUAGAAGUAAAAAAAAAAAUAAUAAACUUUAGAUUAAUUUAAACUGUUUAUAUCAUCAUUGUUUAUUAUUCUAUCAAAUAUUUCUUUUACUGUUUUAUAGAGAUUUCAUUCAUUUACUUCUGUGACUUGUUAGUAUUAAAUUAUAGCUGAAUUAGUUAUUUGUUUGAAAUUAAUUGUUUACUGCAACAGUUGGGAUAAAAAAUAUCUGAAUAUAAAUGGUUACUAAAUUUUUUAAAAUUCCUAUUAUAGAAUUAUUUCAUAUUACUCUUAAAAGAAUAAAAAUGUGAUAUAAAGUUCAACAAUACAAAUUUCAUGAACAGAAAAAAUUAUGCAGUACCAUUGUGAAUAUUUGGUCUAAUUAAUCUUAUUAUUAUUAACAUCAGGUGCUCUUAAUUGUUCUGUUUUAAAAAUAUAUGUUAUUGUAAGAAGUAUUCUUGGAAUCAAGAAAUGCACUUCUAAAUUGGUUCUUAAAUAUUUUAAAUUUCAAUUUGUCAGGUGAUUUAUCUCAUGCAUAGUAUUAUUGUAUAUAAAUUCACAAAUGAAAUGAAUUCAGUUUUGCAAUCAUACCUUUUACCUUGUGUGCACUUGAGCUUACAAUAACAGGAGUAGAAUGAGUUAUUGUACACACUAAAGCUUGUGACUCACAAUUAACAUCAUUUUUAAAAGAAAAACCAAUACUGCAUUUGUUAUUCAACAAAUGUGACAUUUUCUGUGAUUCACAUAAUCAGAGAUUCUUGAAAGGUUGUAAAGAAGGAAAAAAAAAUAUUUUGUUAUUGUUAAAAUGGCUAGCAAAAAGGGUUGUAUUAAGUAUUAAUUGUAUUAAAAAAAACUGCUAGAUACAUUCUUUGAAGGCUGUAUGGAAAUUUUACAGCAUUAUCUGAAACUUGUGAUAAAAUUGAAGGCUACAUAUGUAUUAAUCACAUGCCAUUGGUGAACAUUAGUUAUGAAAGAACCUAUUGACAUGGGGGUUUUCUUUUGGUGAUUAAUCACUGGCAGUGAUUAAUGCACAAGUACCAAUUAAUUAAUUAAAGACUGGAAAUGGAAAUAAGAAUAAAUAUUUAAUGCAAAUUUUAUAAGAGAGCUAUAAAUAAAAUUCAGACCAGUUUCAGCAUGUCUGCAUUUUUCAAGUCAUCGAUUCAAGACAGCUGAUAAAAUAGUAGUGGUUGUAAUGAUAAUUAUGGCACUUUAUUUUCCUGGUCACUCUUUGAGAUAUGUAUGUCACUUGACAUUUCAUAGAGUAUGUUAGACUUUAACAUAGUUUCUCAGAUUGAAAAAGUUGGUAUUUACUAAAUUUUAAUGCUGAAUGGGAAGGGGGGAAGGAAUUUAACUCUGCUACAGUUUCCAUUUCCAAUCUUCUGUUUGUUUAUAUGACUAAAACAGUUUCUUCCAUGCUGUUAUGGUUUAUAUUGAAAUUUGUUUUGUGUAUUGUAUACAGACUCACUGAAAGUAAAUCUCUAUUGAUGCACUUUCAGUAUGAAAAAAGAAUUUUCUUUGUCAUAUUAAUAAAAAUAUGGACUUUUCUGCGGUAAAAAAAAAAGAAUUAAUUUAAUAAAUACAAAGAAACGAAAAAAACAGGAAAAUUCCAUAUUUUUAAAAAUUGUAUUGUAUAUACUUUCCUUGCAUGUUUUAUGUGAAUGUAUUGAAUAUUUUGAAGUUUCUGUGAAAAUGUUCACUAUUUUAUUCAUGAAAUGUUAUUGUUUUCACUACUAAGUUGUUGACGUUUUCAAUUAUUCAUAAUUUUGUAUAUGGAUUAUGCCUUUUCUGUGUGUUUUAUAUUCAUUUUUAUUAAUGAAUUUUUCUUAAAGAUGUUGAAAAAAACUUUUAUUAGCUAGUCAUAUUUACCUAAAUUAAUAGAUAAAUAACUCAAAGAAAUGAAAAUAUGUUUGGAGAUAAGUUUACAAUUUUUUUUAAAAAAAUAAUACAAAUUAUCUUUUAUGUAGUACUUUUUUUUUUUACAGCAUGAAUAAUUUCAUAAAAUUUCUUUUAUAAACAAAAGUGAUAUUCAUGUUACUAAACCAACAAACAAAUGCAGAAUCUUUUUAAUAUAAUAUUUAAAAGAGAUAAAUAUGUAAAUUUUUAUGACUUAUAAUGGGAAAAAUAACUCAGCCUCGUUGUUUCCUUUAUUUUUUUUUAAUCUCUAACUUUGAAUAUACACACUUAAAAGUUUAUGUAUAAGUUUUCAAUGAAUUUUGAAUUUAUCUAUAAGUAGCAUUUUAUUUAUAAAUUUCAUUGAAGAACAAAUCAUUUUUUUUUUUUUUCUUUUUUUGACAUAGCUGUUUUUUUUUGUGUGUGUGUUUCAUAUUACACAGAAAACUGGAACAUUUCAUUUGGCAAAUGCUUGAAGUAUACAAAGCAUGAACUGUGUAUAUUUUUUAUUUGUUACCUAAGUUCUUAUUUGUAAAUAAAUAAAUAUAUUUUUUCUUUUUAAAUUGCUGGCUUAUAUGCUGUGUUUACUGCUUCCGAUUCCAAAGGUAUUGUAUAUUUUGUUAUGUUUGGAUCAUUGUAGACAUUCUGUGUUUUGGUAUUUGUUAGUAAAUAUUGUUUGAAAAUAAAAUUUGUGUUCCUAA
This is a messenger RNA of Argiope bruennichi, 6144 nucleotides long. RefSeq names its product high affinity cationic amino acid transporter 1-like. Gene Ontology annotation, biological process: amino acid transport; transmembrane transport. Lineage: Eukaryota; Metazoa; Arthropoda; Arachnida; Araneae; Araneidae. The transcript has 15 exons. The record is from RefSeq and is a predicted model, not a curated record. Gene Ontology annotation, cellular component: plasma membrane. Gene Ontology annotation, molecular function: amino acid transmembrane transporter activity. Bases 416 to 2431 code for a protein of 671 amino acids.